CAACAACGGAACUACAUUCUCUCUCCACUAUGCCGAAACGAAAAUUGUUCAAUGUUGCAAACCUCGGAAGUUGGGCAAAGUCACUCAGACACUCAGGAAACAAAGAAAAUGAAGUCCCAAUGACAAUCAAUGUGUCCGAGUCUCCUCCAUCCAGUCCGAAGAAGAAAAAGACGAGAGUAGCAGUUACUGCAGUAUUGGAUCCUCCUCCCUUUGUGCUACCAAUAAUACAGCCAUCUCCGAGUCCACUUUACGAGUCUGAGCUUGAGCAUGCCAGGAUAAAUACUGUAACAGGGUUCUACAAGCCCUCACCCACUGUCAAGGAGGCACACUUAGCCUUCAAUGAUAUCAAAAGAAUUCUUAGACCACCGAAGAAGACUGCUAGCUACCAAAACCCUAAGCUAGACUCAGUCUUUCGUCGCCGACUCAAAGGGAUGAAACAAUUCUUGUGGGUCUAUGUUGACCCACAGUCUUCGGCAUAUGGAAAGUGGACAAUGGCAUCAUUACUUACUGCAAAAGCUCUAGAACGAAAGCCCGCACACUCACGAGUACUCCAUCGCGAGAACCUCCCAUUUAAUAUCUACGGGACAUGGAACGAGUCAUUACUUGACAAAGGCGAGGAUCUCACACAAGAAAUACACAUCCAUCUGCAGGGAAUUGGAAAGUAUGUGAAGGCUAUGGACCUCGUUGACUUCCUCGACACACCAGAAAUGCGAAAACGGAGUGGACUCACGAAGCGAAUUCAUCUUGCAACUGCACAGCGAUGGAUGAAAAAGCUCGAGUACCGUUGGACAAAAGACCCAAAAGGUCAAUUCGUCGACGGCCAUGAAAGAGAUGAUGUUGUGGCUUACCAGCAGGAAACUUUCUUGCCUGCAUGGGCAGCAAUCAAGGAGAAGACUCGAGAUUGGUCCUGUCACGAGAGAGAUGGAGAUUACCCUCGUCCAUCACUACAGGAACAGAAGACAGUUGUAUGUCACUCUAUUUUGGUGAAGAUGCUGGACCCAAAGCCGGUCUCUUCAAAGGCAUGGCUGUGA
Molecule: messenger RNA, 1031 nt
Organism: Suillus fuscotomentosus
Lineage: Eukaryota; Fungi; Basidiomycota; Agaricomycetes; Boletales; Suillaceae
Exons: 4
Coding region: 30-1031 (333 amino acids)
Source: RefSeq, a predicted model, not a curated record